AUGAAAGGAAUCGACCCAACCGUCACAACUCACAAACAAAAAAGACGCAAGUUAGGAUUUGAAGGAUCGCAAGCCGUAAACGACGAAGUGGACAAACUCCUUAGCGCUAGAUCCUUCGUCGAAGUAAAAUAUCCUGACUGGUUGGCCAAUCCAGUAGUCGUCAAAAAGAAGAAUGGGAAAUGGCGAGUCCGCGUGGAUAUUACCGACCUAAACAAAGCUUGCCCAAAGGAUAGUUUCUCCUUGCCACGAAUCGAUCAACUCGUCGAAGCAACCGCGGGAAACGAGUUGUUGACCUUCAUGGACGUCUUUUCCGGGUACAAUCAGAUAUUAAUGCACAAAGACGACCGGGAAAAAACGUCGUUCAUCACAGACAGGGGGACAUACUGCUACAAGGUCAUGCCUUUCGGCUUAAAAAACGCGGGGGCAACUUACCAACGACUGGUCAAUAAAAUGUUCGCUGAACAACUCGGUAGGACGAUGGAAGUUUAUAUAGACGACAUGCUUGUUAAGUCACGGCGGGCAAACGAUCAUAUCACCCAUUUACGAAAAUGUUUCGACGUCUUAAACAAGUACGGAAUAAAGCUAAACCCAGCCAAGUGCACUUUCGCAGUCAAAUCGGGAGAAUUCCUCGGCUACUUCGUGACCCGCAAGGCAUUGAAGCGAACCCCAAGCAAAUUAAGGUCAACUGACAAGUGCCUACCUUUCUACCAACUCCUCAAGACCAAAGGGAAGUUCGAAUGGAACGAAGCCUGCCACGAUGCAUUCAGCAAGUUAAAGAGCUACAUCGCAGUUUCCGAAUCCGCCGUCAGAGGCGUACUCGUCAAGGACGACCGAGGAGAACAACGACCUAUUUUCUAUAUAAGUAAAUCCCUUGACGAUACAGAAACGCGUUACCCGACAGUCAAAAAGGUCGCCCUGGCAGUUGUCACAUCGUCCAAAUCAAUCUGGCCGGUUGACGAAAGGGCGAUCGAACUCAGCGAGUACGACAUCGAGUAUCGCACACGCCCAGCUGCUAAAUCCAAAGUGUUGGUCGAACUCUUAAUCGAGCUACCACUAGACGUAUCCGGGCCAACCUCCGCCGACCCGACAGACGACCGGUGGACAUUGCAUGUGGAUGGAGCAUCUUCGCACUUUGGAUCCGGUGUGGGAAUCCGCGAAAUCUUUUUGUCUUCACUUUGGAUCAGGCGAAAUCUUAGAACAAUCUUUUCGUCUUCGGUUUCAAGCAACCAACAAUGUCGCCGACUCAUUGCCAAUCAAUUUAGCGGUGAACCGAUGGCAGCAUACCUUGACGUCGUCAAAAUUCUGUCCAAACGAUUCGACGAAUUCGAGCUCGUCAAAAUCCCCAGAGGAGACAACGCCCAGGCCGAUGCCUUAGCAGCACUCGCUUCAACAUCCGACCCGGACCUACGACGUAUCAUCCCAGUUGAGAGCAUCAAGAUGCCAAGUAUAGAGGGAACACGAGCCAAGACAUGCCUCGCCCUUCACCAGCCUAAGGAAAUCCGAACCACCAAUCGAACGCCGACAUCUCGUCGGCAAUGCGAACCUCCCUCAGAAAACGACCCAACGGACUGGCAAGUUGAAAUCCGGUCACAUCUUGCCGAUGGUGACAUGCCCACUAACAAAUGGGCCAAGAGACGGCUCAAAGCAAAAGCUGCUCAUUAUACCCUAAUGAAAGACCACUUACUUCGAUGGACCGCAUCCGGAGCCCUUCUCUUAUGUAUACACGGCGACGACACAGAACGUGUCAUGAUAGAAACCCUUGAGGAAGCCGGCGGAAACCACUCGGGUGGACGAGCCCUGGCACUACGAAUCAAAAAGCACGGCCAUUACUUGCCAACAAUGAUGUCCGAUUGCGAAAAAUGGCGAAUCAAAUUGCGAAAGUCGACACCAAGAUACCCACAAGGAAAUGGACAAGCCGAAGCAACAAAUAAAAUUAUACUUGACGGUUUGAAGAAGAGGUUGGACGCCAAGAAGGGCGCUUGGGUCGACGAACUCGACGGUGUACUUUGGUCUUACCGAACAACCCCACGACAAGCUACCAACCAAACUCCAUUUUCUCUGGCUUAUGGGAUGGAAGCAAUGGCACCUACUAAAGUCAGCAGUACGAGCCUUCGACGAACAAUGCUCGUCCAAGAUACCACACUCAACAGUCAAAUGCUCCUCGAUCAACUCGACGAGUUGGAAGAAGAACGCGACAAAGCGCUGCUACGAAUUCAGAACUAUCAACUCGCCGCAGCAAAAUACUACAACAAGAAGGUCCAUAACCGAAACUUUGACGAAGGAGACCUCGUCCUCAGAAAGGUCUUCGAGAACACCACCGAGCCUAAUGCCGUCAAGAUGGGAGCCAACUGGGAAGGCCCAUACCAAAUAUCCAACGUCGUUCACCCUGGCGUUUACGAACUUUUAACAAUGAGCGGCGAACCUGUACCAAGGUCUUGGAACUCCAUGCAUAUAAAGAGUUACUAA
Camelina sativa (false flax) is the source of this 2466-nucleotide messenger RNA. The record is from RefSeq and is a predicted model, not a curated record. NCBI's taxonomy places the organism in Eukaryota, Viridiplantae, Streptophyta, Magnoliopsida, Brassicales, Brassicaceae.